UGUCAAGCCUGUGUGUCAAGCGUGUUGGUUGAUGAAGUAGACUUCGCAAGAGUAUGAAUUUUAGAAAAUUCUGCUAUUUUUAAAUAAAUGAUAUGGUUUUAUAACUUCAGAUAGUUGAUAAAAAUAAUAAAGAUGAUGUUUGUGGGAAUAUUGUGUUUAGUUUGUUUAUGUUCAAUAAAUUCAGAAGCUUCUACUCACUGGAUGGUUACCGAAAGUGGUUUGAUUCAACCUAAGGAAGAGUCUCCUUUUGAAAUGGAAAAUCCACAUGAUCUUCUUGCUUUUUUAAGUCAAGAUACUAGAUGGGAACAUAUAAUAAACUUACACCAUGAUUUGGCGAAAAGGCAGACAGUUGCUGCUAGUUUGUGGUCAGAUAUACAGAAAAAUUCUGAUGUGACUACCCUUAUUUUAAAAGAAGAUAGUUGCCAAAAGGCUGGCCAGUUAAAUUACCUAGAUUGGUACGCUUCAUUUCUAGAAGAAGGUAAAUCUAAGAAAAUACCUGAUGAAGAGUAUUUGUUGUACGAACCUUCUAUUGGCCAGGAUGUUGAUGUUCCUGAUUGCAAGAAGAUAUCAUCAUUAACAUUUAGCAUGUUUGCAUUUGAGCAUCUGGAGGGUAUGAUGCAUAGAGGAAACUUGACAGCCAGUCCUGAGAUGGCUCUACCAGAGCUUAUUUCUCCCAUCAUGACGGUAGAUCAGUUCGGUCACUGGUUGGCGUUAUGUUUGAAAAAGAAUAGCUCCUCUUGGUUGCAUUAUAACAUGGCAUCCAUGUAUUGGAGGGUUAGAGGCAAUGCACCCAAAGCUAUGGAAUGUAGUCGAAGAGCACUUCAUUAUGCACCUAGGCAAUAUAAAGAUGUAGCUCUUCUUAAUUUGGGCUCAAUUCUUCAUCGCAGUAAAAAGACAGAGGAUGCAAUCACUGUUCUAGGAGCUGCUAUUGAUCAUGAUCCCCAUUAUAACAUAAAUCAUUUCAUCCUCGCAACUGCCUAUGCUGUUCUUGGAGAAUAUAACACUUCACUGAAACAUUUAGAUAUAUGUAUGGAAAUAGAUCCAACUUUUGAAAUGGCAGAAAGGUACAGAUAUGGAGUAGUUUGCCAUUAUGUAUUGUUGCAGAGGAUGAAUGUUAUAAGGAAAAUAGUAAAUGAGCUGCGUGAAGAGUUGAUUGAGUACACCAGCAGAGAGGCGCAUUGGUUAAAACUACAAGCAGCAUUUUUGAGGACGAGGAAACAUGAGCCUGAUAAUGGUAACAUUUCAGAUUUUCGGAAUGUGAUCAAAAACGCGGAAAAGAUGUCCGAACUGACGGGUUUAAAAAUGAAAGAUUUGAAGAAGGAGGGGGAUAGAUACUCUGUGAUACAAUAUUUUCUAGACGGGCCGGUUUCUAUUAGUGAGAAGCUGCAGGACAAAGGUGUUUUUGCUCUAGACUCGGCAUACAGCCUACAGAGGCUGGUGAAACAUAUAGAGAAACAUGCCAAUAUGGCCUCCAAUUACGUUCAGCCCGAUUUGAGUAAAUUGAUGGAUGCGGAGGUUUUGAAAGAAAUAGAAAGACCUAAUCCUGACGAUUAUGUUAGUAAAUAUAUGAAUCCCCACAUCAAAGGUCUUCCUACCAUGAACGCUAAAGAUGUAGAUAUAGAUUUGGGAACUUUACAAGAGAAGAAAGCUAGCCAAACAAAGGGGGAUUACUCUGAAUAUUUUACAGGGAGCGUACUAUACCCUCCGUCUUUGAGAGUGAAUCGAAAUCUAGAAGAUUUCGACAGGGAGCACGUGUGGCCUUCUAAUAGGCUUUGUAAAGAAACUGAGUCGAGCUACCCGAAGCACCUCGACGCCAUAUAUCCUGUUUUCUUGCCGUUUGAAAACAAGGGUAUCAAAUUAGGUAAACUAUUGUCAGAUAAAAUCGGGGUACCAGCGGAUGUGGAACACGAAUUACCUUGGUACCCCCCACAGUGUCCACAGGAUAAGGACGCCACGGCGUUCUUGCAAAAGAAGAAUCCUAAGAACAAUAAUAAUAUGAAUAAGCAGGUAGUGGACACAGGCUAUUUGAGAAACAAGCUUCUCGAAUAUGCCGGGGACGGUGAUGUUGAGUCUGUGAUGCACAUGCAAGAGGUUGAGCUCGGCCAUCGCAUCUACAUCGCUAUGCAGAAGAAACUGGCUCCUGAUUGGAUCCUAUAUACCCUCGCAUCUUUAUAUUGGCGGGUGCGGGGCAAUAAUGCGAACGCUAUGCACUGUCUAAUGUCAGCCAACAAGAAGGUAGAUCCCAAGCUAAAGGAUCUGGUGUUGGCAUCUAUAGCGUCCCUCUACGUAGAAAUGGGACACUUCGAUGAAUCUCUUACGGCGACCGAGGAAGGAUUCAAAUUGGGACUCCAUGAGCCCGUGCUCAACUUUAUAUUAGCUGAGCUGAAUAUGUUGCGGAAGCAUCGUAACACGCACAUAUUCCACCUGAAGCAAGUAGUGAGGGUGGAUCCUAAGUUUAUGGGUGGACUGGCGAGAAAUCUUCUCAAUGGGUGGGCGUGCCUUAUGAAGCAGAUCAACACUAUGGCAGAAGUUGGUUUAAGUGAAGAUAUUUGCACACAAGUAGAGCCUGGCGUGAAUAUGGUGUGUGGCAAAGACGGUACAAACUGCCACGUCACAAACAUUGAGUGCUACAAACCCCAGGACAAAGAAAGUACGAGCACUCUAGUCAGGUUGCUGGGCAUGAAAGACAAGAAGGACAAAGAGCCCGAAGUGAUGGACGACAGCAUGUUUGACGAGUUCAAGCUAAACAUGCCUAAGGACAGGAGCGAUAAGAUAGCGCACCAACGGAACUAUGAUCUGAUGCGGGAGAGCGUGAACACAGCGUUGAGAGGCUGCGGGAGGUUGGGGUGUCACGAUAUUCAGCCUGAGGAUUUGGAAUUAACCGAGGACGACUGCACUUAUCAACAUCUAGAAUUGAGCUAUUGGCUGCAUACAGUAAAUUUUAGACAACUUAUUGUGGAUCACAACUUAAGAUUGCCGACGGAGAUCGCGUCAGUGACUCCCUCAAAGAUGAAGGUUCCCGAAUGUCGGAUAUCGAUCAGUCCUUCCGACGACUUCUUCCUCGAGCGAAUGAGCCGGGUCGACAGUACCGGCUGGAAACCAAUUCUUGGCCUUAUGCACCAGUUCGCUGAGGUGUUCGAGUUUUAUGACUACGUCUCUCUGGGGGCCAAGAUCUCCAAGUACGUAGACACUAAGCCGCACGCCUGGGACGGCCUUGUAGCAGCCGGGUGGUGGUGCGGCGCGGGGGGCCGAGCCGCCUGCGCCGUGCGCUGUCUGAGCGCCGCGCACCACGCCGCGCCGCCCGACCGCGCUCCCGAGGCGCUGCGCGUGCUGGCCACGCUGCUGAACCUACAGCUAAAACAAGACGAUGCCAAAGAUAUUGCGUACCUCUCAUUCUAUACCUCGCCGAAGAACAAGAUAGAUGCAUUUUUGGUUGGCGUUUCACAUUCCUAUAAGUCACAAUACGAACAAGCAGUAUGGAUGUAUCGUUUCGCGCUCACUUUUGACGCAGAUUUCCUGCCAGCCAAGGCUUGCCUUCACGCCACGAUGUGCAUUAUGUUGUUCGGUGAUAGCAGCAAAGAGAAAAACAAACGAGAAUAAACCAAAUCGUAUCCAACCGUAACCUCACUUUAGAACAUUUUAAGUAGGAGACGGUAUUAUCAAAAAUGAUUGGUCUUUACCAUUGUAUAUGUCUCAUGUUUGGAUUGUAUUACACACGUCUACGUAUUAGUUACCCUUCAUUACAGUAAAGUUUUUGAUCUCGGGCAUAUAUUUAACAAAUAGACCUGUAGUGAACAGAUGUCUUAACAGAUGUAAAAAUCGUGAUUUAAAUAACGGUUAAUAACAGUUUUAAUGCAAACAUACAAAUAGUUAAAACGCGGCGAGGGAUUAUUUGUUUUAUAAAUCAGUAGGUAUGUUGAUUGAAAAUAUUACAAGAUUAAAAAUAUUUAUUUUCUCAUCUCACUUAUUUAUUAAACACAAUUGAGCGGAUUACAGGAGAGAGUGUAUUUUAUUUUUGAAAUGAUAAGAAUUUAUUGAAUAUGAACUUGGUUUCAGUUCAAACAUCUCAUAUAUGAGAGAACAGUUAUUUUACUUAUAAUAUCGUCUCCCAAUACUCAAAAGUUCAUAUUUAUUAUAGUACAUCGAGGACAGUACCUGCGUGUUUAUUUGAUAUUAAAGAAAUCCGAAUUACAUUUACUUACUAACUAUAUUUGUCCACAUUCUUUUUAAAUUGCUUCAAAUUAAUUAUCAAUAUGUAAUUAUAUUAUUUUGUAGAUAUUCAACGAAUCUAUGUGUUUGAAGAGAAACUGUAUUUAUAACACAAUAAAAUUACUUAUUUAUUUCAAUACCAAAAAAGUGUUAACAGGAUAGUUUUAAACUUCACGAUUCGAUUUUACUGUAUUUCAAUAGUUCUUAACCCAAAUAAAAUUUUACGUGGUGUGUAUCUCGCGGCCAUGUCGUAGAUUUGCUCAUUUCAUUUGCCUGUAUCGAGAAACAUUUUUUUUUCAUUGAUCUGCCCAAGUCACAUCAUGAUGUGGCAAAUAGACUGUGGAACACUUUGUGAAAUGCUAUCAUUUCAUGAAAUUCUACGCAUUUAAUGAAGUGAGCAAAUCUAUGAUAAGGCCGCGAGAGGUACAGAAUGACUUUUUUCCCGUUGUAAACGUUGUUUUAACUGCUUUACAAAUUAUAACGUACGCUUAAAAUCUUUAGUACGUAUUACCGAUGUGCCAAAACGCCAAAACGUUGGCUUAUAGCUUGUAAAGUCGCCCCGUGUUCUUGAGGCUUUAGUUUCAUAAAAAUUCCAACUUCCCCAGUAAUUUUGGCCUAUGGUUCUUCAUGAAUAAUUUUCAAGAUAUCAUGAAUAGGGGGCCGUUCAAGUAUUACGUAAGCAGAUUUAUUACAAUUAUUUACCCCCUCCUCCCCCUUGUCAGCAAAAGUAAGCAAAGCCC
This is a messenger RNA of Chilo suppressalis (striped riceborer), 4949 nucleotides long. The record is from the annotation of a GenBank genome assembly. NCBI's taxonomy places the organism in Eukaryota, Metazoa, Arthropoda, Insecta, Lepidoptera, Crambidae.